Fulmarus glacialis (Northern fulmar) is the source of this 927-nucleotide messenger RNA. It is a transcript of the gene SOCS1, whose product is annotated as suppressor of cytokine signaling 1. Gene Ontology annotation, biological process: intracellular signal transduction; phosphatidylinositol phosphate biosynthetic process. The record is from RefSeq and is a predicted model, not a curated record. Lineage: Eukaryota; Metazoa; Chordata; Aves; Procellariiformes; Procellariidae. The transcript has a single exon. Gene Ontology annotation, molecular function: 1-phosphatidylinositol-3-kinase regulator activity. Bases 30 to 653 code for a protein of 207 amino acids. Gene Ontology annotation, cellular component: phosphatidylinositol 3-kinase complex.
AGACCGCAUCCGCUGGUCUAGGCUGUAGGAUGGUAGCGCACAGCAAGGUGUCAGCAGAUAAUGCAGUUGCAGCAGACCCGAGAUGUCUACUUGACCCUCCAGCACAGGAUCGUUCACAGGCUCGAGGCUACCACGGCCCAGGCCGGCCCAGCACUGUGCAGGCACAGAGCAACACGCACUUCCGAACCUUUCGCUCGCAAGCGGAUUUUAGUAGCAUCACUCGAGCAAGCAGCCUGCUGGAUGCCUGUGGCUUCUACUGGGGACCUCUGACUGUCAAUGCUGCCCACGAGAAGCUGAAGUCUGAGCCUGAGGGCACCUUCCUCAUCAGGGACAGCACACAAAAGAAUUGCUUCUUUGCCAUCAGUGUUAAGACUGCGACUGGGCCCACCAGCAUCCGGAUAAACUUUCAGACUGGGCGUUUCAGCCUGGAUGGCAGCAAAGAGACUUUUGACUGUCUUUUUAAGCUGCUGGAACAUUAUCUAAGCUCCCCGAGGAAGGUACUGGUUACCCCCCUGCGCAAAGUCCGUGUGCAGCCCCUGCAGGAGCUCUGCCGGAAGAGCAUUGUGAAGACUUUUGGAGGAGAGAACUUAAACCAGAUCCCCCUCAAUCCUGUUCUAAAGGACUAUCUGAAAUCCUUUCCAUUUCAGAUAUAAGUACAGCAUUAACUGUAUAGGGACGUGUGAGAGAUGUCUAAAGAAAUCCAGCUUCCUGGGUUUUUAAACAUGUUUGACAGUGAGCAAACUUAUUUUUGUAGCAAUUUACUGUAUUUUGGGAUGGAACUUGAACACUUGACUACUUAUGUUUACAAAAACUGUUUGCACAAACCUGGGGUUUUAAAACCCUGGCAUAAUUUUUCUGCCAAGCAGAAUAUUUUAUUAUUUUAUAAUAUUUUUAAUGAUAUUAACAUAAUAAACUUUAUUGUGAAAG